AUGCUCGUCUAUUUCUGCCUUUCGACAGCUGGGUCCUGGUCGCCGUCCGUUGAAAAUCCGUUGAUCAAUUACCUCCUCAAGAAGUACGAUGAUAUCGGACACAUCGGCAGGCCUGUGCGUAAUCACAGCCAAAGAGUCUCGGUGGCGUUCGGCCUUUCCUUGUUUCAACUGAUGGAUCUGGAUGAGAAGGAACAGAUGUUGACUAUUAACGUCUGGAACAAAAUUACAUGGAGAGACGAAGUUCUAACCUGGAACCCAAAGGACUUUAAGGGACUAACAAGCAUUCGCCUGCCCGUUAACCUCAUCUGGACGCCCGAUAUAGUCCUCUAUAAUUAG
This is a messenger RNA of Dibothriocephalus latus, 336 nucleotides long. NCBI's taxonomy places the organism in Eukaryota, Metazoa, Platyhelminthes, Cestoda, Diphyllobothriidea, Diphyllobothriidae. The record is from the annotation of a GenBank genome assembly.